This is a messenger RNA of Chlamydomonas reinhardtii, 1024 nucleotides long. RefSeq lists its product as uncharacterized. The coding region runs from base 75 to 677 and encodes 200 amino acids. Lineage: Eukaryota; Viridiplantae; Chlorophyta; Chlorophyceae; Chlamydomonadales; Chlamydomonadaceae. The record is from RefSeq and is a predicted model, not a curated record. The transcript has 4 exons.
AUGGUGAGGCGCGACCGCGCCACCCGCCACACGUUCUAGGGUUUGCAGAACACGCAUGUAGCAUCCCAGCUCGCAUGGCUGGAACCAAGGCUGGAACCGUCCUCGAGCGCACGGUGCAGCAGCUGGCUGGUGGGAGGCCCAAGGAGGAGGUCAUUGUCGGCUGGAGCAACGCCGACACUGGCCACGGAGGUUGCGUCAGCAGGUCAGGCAGAGGUCCAAACCGGGCGCUGCUGCGCCUGCUGGUGGACAAGCACGCGCACCUGGUGGUGUACGUGGACGAGUACUACACCAGCCAGGUGUGCGCAAAGUGUGGACAGCGCUGCCUGCAAGUGGUGAUUCCGUUUGGUGGCUCGUGUGCCCGCGAUGUCCAAGUGUGCCAACACUGCGGAACUGUGUGGGGCCGCGAGGCAAAUUCUGCGACGAAUAUGCGGCACGCGCUGAUGGAGAUGCUGCUUGGCAGAGCGCGGCCUGCGGCCCUGCGCCGCGGUGGUGGUGGCGGCAGCCAUGGUGGUGGUGGAGGGCCUGGCCCCACCAGCAGCAGCAGCGGCAGCAGCAGCAGCAGCAGCGGCGGCGGCAGCAGCAGCGGCACAGGGCCUGGCGGCAGCGGCCCUGGGCCCAGCAGUUGCGGCGUGCGUGUGCGUAGCGGAGGGGGCGAGCAAGGCCACGUGGAGGAGUAGAGCGCGGCGCCGCCCAAGAAGCGGCGCCGGCGCGCAGGUUGAGGCCGGCCGGUGUCUAGUUAGGGUCUUUGCUGCCGAGCAUUGCACAGCACAGUAUGUGGUAGGCCGCACGCAGCAGUGAGGAGUGUUGUGGGUAGAGGAGUUCCUGCUGUUUGGUUGAUUGCUGGCUGUGCCGUUGCUUGAAAGCGGGACGUGGCUGGACACAGUAUGGCGGGCCGUGCCUUUGCGAACCGACCCCGGCUAUGUCCGGGAGAUGAGGUAGACGCUUGCGGCCUCAGACUGGAUACGUGGCUCAGCCCAAUUUCCCCAUGCGAGGGAAGAUAUCUUGUCUGUAAUUACGACACAAG